AUGGCGUCCAACGCCAGCCCUUCUCUACCGCAUCGGACAGUUUCGACGAUCCGGACGAGCGUCAGUGCGGGAACCGGCGUUGGGAGUGCCGGGGCCGCUGCGUCCAGCUAUAGGACGGGUGGCCAAGCUGCGCCGACGACGCCUGGCGGGGGACCGCACACCCCUGUGCGUACGACGCCGUCGGCCUUCUCGUCUCCCUCUGCAUUGCGCGCCGAGGAAGAGACAAUUGUGAUCGAGGUGGGUGCGCGGUAUCUGCGCAUCGGACUGGCGGGCGAUGUGGUCUGCCGAGGCACGGUGGCAUUUGGGCCCGACCAGCAGCGCCGCGUGGGUGAUUUGCGGGUGUGGCAGGAGGACUACCAGUACGACUGGCGGCGAGCCGGCGAGGAUGGUGCAGGACGUACGUGGGACACGGCGUAUGAGCUGUGGCAGAUGGACGUGCGCAACAUUGACGCAGGAUUGAUUUCGGACAAGCUGGAGCGGGCAUUGCGUGAAGCAUUUACAAACCCGAGUGUGUCGUUGUUGUCGGCACCUGUGGCGGCAGCCGUGGCCGCUGGUCUGCGCAGCGCUCUCGUGGUUGACCUUGGCUGGGCUGAGACCGUGGUGACGAGUGUGUACGAGUACCGCGAGGUGUCGUCGACCAGAUCGGUGCGCGCGGGCCGCCUGUUGAUCCAAAGUGUGCACGACCUGCUUGCCGGUGUCAUCGCGCCGGAAUAUCAGGAAAAAGAUGCAAAGGGUAGGCCGGUGGCUACGACGCCAAGCGCGCGUGCAAACCGAGAGCACGUGCUUAGCUUUGAUGAGUGCGAAGAUGUGGCUGCGCGCCUUGUGUGGUGCCGACAAACGGAGAGUGGCCCGAGCAAAAACAAUGCUCGGCCGGCCGCGGCUGCACUGCCUACAGAAGGCGUUCUGGCGACCGUCGCCGAGACGGACGAAACGGAAGAGGACGGCCAUUCGACGCGGCCUGGCACUGGAUCGUCGCGUGCCAAUGGCGCACGUACGACGAGUGUUCCUCUUCAGUCGUGCUCACCACCCAAGACGCUCAGCCUGUCAUUCGACCAGCUCGCGGAGCCCUGCGAGACGACGUUCUUUGGGGGCAUGGGCGAAGGCCUCGACAUACCGGCCAGCUGGGACGACGAGGAGCUCCCGAUACCGCUCCUCAUCUUCCGCCAUCUACAGCACCUGUCCGUUGAUGUGCGUGCGGUCUGCAUGGCCCGCAUCAUAUUCGUGGGCGGCUGCACUGGCGUUUUGGGUCUGCGCGGCCGCAUCUUUGACGAAGUCGCUCGCUUGAUUGACGAGCAGGGGUGGGAGGGUGUGCGUGGCAAGGGCUUUGCGCAAUAUAAGGCGAACGCAAAGCGACAGAAAAAGAAAAAGGGCACUCCUGACAGCAGAAAGCGGGGCCGAGACGGCGGCAGCGAUGUCAACGCCAACGCCAAUGCCGACGGAAACGGUAGCCAUCCGAUAUCGCCGACGUCGUCGGCGGACUCGGCUGAAUCGGCAGACGGCGUUUGGCACGAUGCUGCCAAUGCGCGGCCCGAGAUCGACCCGGUCGAGGAGGAGCUGCGCAAGACACGCAUGCGCAGCGACAGCACCGCACCGGCUGUGUCGGGUGGCCAGCCGCAGCAGCAGGGCCACAUCAACGGCCAAAUGCGGGCGGCAGAGACGCUGGGUGCCUGGAGCGGUGCCAGCCUGCUAGCACAGCUGCGUGUUCCUGCUCUGGCCGUUGUCGACAAGGAGCAGUGGACACAACAGGGCGGCGUCUUGAGCGCGGUGCGUCCUAGUGAUGUCGACGCCAAGCAACAGAUGCAACGGCAGAGCAUGGGCCACGGCGGCCUCCUACGCAGCGUGGUGGGCGGUGGUUCUGGAGGAGCAUCUGGGUCUGGAACUGCGAGCUGGACGCUCGGAUCUUGGGGUGUUGUGUGA
This is a messenger RNA of Sporothrix brasiliensis 5110, 1917 nucleotides long. RefSeq lists its product as uncharacterized. Gene Ontology annotation, biological process: microtubule-based movement. Lineage: Eukaryota; Fungi; Ascomycota; Sordariomycetes; Ophiostomatales; Ophiostomataceae. The transcript has 2 exons. The coding region runs from base 1 to 1917 and encodes 638 amino acids. The record is from RefSeq and is a predicted model, not a curated record.